Molecule: messenger RNA, 1450 nt
Organism: Symphalangus syndactylus (siamang)
Lineage: Eukaryota; Metazoa; Chordata; Mammalia; Primates; Hylobatidae
Product: collagen alpha-1(I) chain-like
Source: RefSeq, a predicted model, not a curated record
AUGCGGGAGUUGCUUGCACCUGAGAGGAGCUGCGGCGCUGCCGACUGCUCACUGCCGCUCCGCCGCCGCCCGGGCUGCCGCUACUGCUCCUGGGGCUGUCGGUGUCGCUGCCGCAGCGUCCUCCACUCCCGCACUCCCCACCUCCUGCCAGCCCCGCCGGGUCUCGGCCCGUCCGGAGCGCGCUCGCUCCUCCGCGAGAGACGUGGGCUCACCGGGCGCCUCCCCGAACCCGCUGGGGGCGCCCGGGCGCAGGAGGGACUGCGCGAUAGCUGCAGCGGGAACUCUCUCGGCCCAGCGUUCAGUUCCCCAGCCCCUCCAGGGAGGCUACGGCCCCGGGGCGCGGACCAGAGCCGGGAAGGCGCGUCUCCACUGUACGGCGAGCGCGGCGCCUCCUGCCUUUCUUGGGGGAGCCCCGGGGAUGCCGCAGCACUAGCGCUCAGGCCCGGGUGCCCUAAUCCUGCGAGGGAGCAGCAAACGGGACGCAGGGGCGCCCCACCACCCUGCUCGCUCCCGGGUGCCCCAGCUUUGGGAAGGAGCGACACACCCGGGGCAGUAGGGCCCCCUCAACUUUUCAUGCCCUGCUUUGCUUCCCUCUGGCGAGGGCGCGACAGCGAACUCAGGGGGCUGAGCGGACUGAGGGGCAAGUGGCCUUAGAGAUCAGUGUUCGGUGCUUAUCUGUCUGCGCGUCCUGACACUAGGGAUGACCGAAGUUGAAACACACACAAGAUCGAUUUAAAAACGUACCGAGGCAAACGACUUUCGCCCUUAAAAAAAGAACAGUCGCUCCGAGACUCCUCCCUUCCAAUCUCGGGCGGACCGGGGAGGGGAGGUGGUGUUUGACUAACCAUUCAUUCACCCGAAAAGAGGGAGGGACCCCCGCCCCGCCGCUAAUCUCUGGCUGGGGCCGCCGCGCGGCCGCCUCUGCAGCUCAGAGCUCCGUCGCUCCCUCAGCCCGGCUGCGCCCUCUCGCCUCUGCAGCACUGGGUGUCGGGGAGUCAGCUCCUGUGAUCCCCCUGCUGAAUCGCCUCCUCCUGCCCACGCAGUGGCAUCCUCUACUCAAAUCGCAGAGAUAAUUUUUGUAACCAAAGUACGAAGGCGCGAGGUGGCAGUGAGGGACGCUUGGCAAGUGUUAGGACCUGACGAUCAGCUAGCUGUCCUUGAGCUCACGGUGGACCACCGACUUCCUGUGUCCAAGAGUUGAAACUGGGUCCCCACGGAACGGACCUAAGGGUCUCCAGGCAAAUGAUUUGGAGACUUCACUUAAUUAGUGCAACAUUGCCAACAUCGCAACACACCGAGGAGCUGAUCCGAGCACGUUGCUCUGACGUGGGAAAAAUAAGAGAAGGGAAAGCUGUCAUUAGCUUAGCACGCUCCAUUUCCCUCCCAAAAUAGAUUCUCACAGUAAAAUUUAAAUUAAAAGAGAAGGCUGAUGUGUGAUUCCUUCCCUCCC